Messenger RNA from Cherax quadricarinatus, 1171 nucleotides. RefSeq lists its product as uncharacterized. Lineage: Eukaryota; Metazoa; Arthropoda; Malacostraca; Decapoda; Parastacidae. The record is from RefSeq and is a predicted model, not a curated record.
UUUCAGGUACUUGUUUCGUUGUUUGCUGCGGCGUCCGCCGGCUCCCUCCAGACCUAUGGUCUCCCAUCACGUUCUGGACUAAGUCACUCCUUAGGGGCUUCACGCGUCUCCAGUGGUGUUGGCUUCUCUGGUAGCUUAGUCUCCGGUGGUGUCGGCUUAUCUGGCGGCUUAGUCUCUCGUGGUGUUGGCUUAUCUAGCGGCUCUGGGUUCUCUGGUGGUGCAGGAUUUGCUGGUGGUGCAGGAUUCUCUAGAGGUGCAGGAUUCACUGGUGGGGUAGGCGUUUCUGGUGGCGCUGGACUCAUUGGAGGUGCCUGUGGAAAUGGACAGAUCCGUCAUGUGGAUGGAAGCUGCGUGACUCCUCAAAUCACCAGAAACUUGUACGUGUACAGUGCUCCACCACUGGCUCCAAUCGUAGGACCACCACCAAUUGUUCCUCCACCCAAGAUAGAACAAAACGUUUUAUUCAUCCGUUCACCCGAUGUUGACAUAGCUCAAGACCCCAUUAUUGUUCCUCCCCCACAAACGAAAAAUGUUGUGUACGUCCUCAACAAGCGACCUGAACUGGAUCAGAAAGUCGUCCACCUCCCAGCACUUGAGCAACAAACUCCUGAAGUGUUCUUCGUCAACUAUGCCGAAGGCGACAACCCGACUUUGCCCACAGGAGAGGACCUCCAGUCUGCUCUCAGCUCCGCCGCUCAUGGUGGUGGUGAGGUUAUUGGUACUGCUGGUGGCAUUGGAGGCGCCGGAAUCGGCAUUGGAGGUGGUUUUGGAGGCGGGAUUGGAGGAGGGGUUGGAGGCGGCGUUGGAGUCGGCAUUGGCAGGGGCAUCGGAGGUGGCUUUGGAAGUGGCGUUGGAGUCAGUGUUGGAGGAAUUGGAGGCGGCAGUGUUGGUGGUAUUGGCAUAGGAUCUGGCAUAGGUAUUGGAGGAGGAUCUGUGAAACACAGUGGCUUCAGUGUUACCACGCCGUCUAGUCUAUAUGGCGCUCCAUAAAUAACACAAGAGCCCCGUUAUUUUUCCCCUCGGCAAAGACCUCCCCACUUCUGGACCGAAUAACUUAUCAGUUUCAUAUGAUUUCCAGCUUUGCAAACCUUCUUGCUCUUCAUAACUUUUAUUUAUUAUAGCCAAAUAAUGGAUUUAUAUAUUACAUAACAAUUUUAGGUAUCUGCCAUUG